AUGGAUAUAAAUACUGAUAAUCGUCGUCAAUCAUCAUCAUCAUCAUCAAAUGAUAAACGUAUUCAUAAUAUUAAUUAUGUUCGACAUGUUUUAAGAAAAUUUUUUGGUAGUUAUAAUAAGAAAUCUUCAUCAAUAACAAGUUUUAAUGAUAUUUCUUAUGAACAAUUACAAACAACAAAUAUUAUAAAGAAUAAUUCUAUAUCUUCAAUAUUAAUUCAUCCAUGUUUACAAUAUGAUAAACAUACAAAAUUUUCUGGUGAAUUAUUACUUGAUUGGUUAUUGAAUCAUUUUGAAGGUCGUUAUGAAGAUUUAAUAUUAAUAAAACAAGUUAUUUUACAAUGUUGUACAUGUCUUAUUUCUCUUGGUGUACUUCAAAUAGAAAAUGUACAAAAUAAUGAUUUAUUUCAAGCAGAAAGUUUGUAUUCGUGGGCAACUAACAUAAAUGAUGAAGAUACAAAUAUUAAAUUAUCACCACCAAGUAUAUCCAGUAAUAUUAAUCAUUAUCUGGUUGAAAGCAAAGAAAAUAACUAUAGAACAUCGACAGCGACAACCAUUUUAGAUAUUCUUCAAAACGAAUACGGUUUUCAUCCUGAUAUUGAACCAAGUGAAAAAAAAUCUGUAUUUACACAAUACAAUCUUUUCAAUGAAAUAGAAAAGAUUGAAAAAUCAACACAAACAGAUCAAAUAAAUUUAGGUCUUGUUCCUUAUUCUAAGAAAUGUUUAACAUUUAAAUAUCAUAAUUCAAUGUCAUCAUCAAUUGUAACAAAUCCAAAUUCAGAUUGUGAAACAUCAUCUUCAACAUCAAAUUGUUAUGAUGAAAUUACUAUUCGACGAGCAAUGCAUAAAUUAUUCUCAUAUGUUAAUAACAAUGAUUCUUCAUUGUCUGUUGAUGAUAAUAUUCAUUCAUCUGUUUCAUCUUCUUCACUUGUCCUUCAUCCUUCACUAUCAUAUAAAAAUAAUCAUGCUAAAUUUACAAAUGAUUUAUUAAUUGAUUGGUUAACAUUGAAUUGUGAUACAAGAAAUUCUUCUACACAAGCAUUUGUUAAACAACAACAAUUUAAAUCAUAUUUACAUUCUCAUAAUAACUCAAAUGACAAUGACCUUCGAAAAACUUUAAAUAUACGUGUCUCAAAAGAUGAAUCCAAGUUACCACUAUCAUCUAGUAAAGAACAAUCCAUAUCAUCUUGUCUUAAAGUUAAUCAAAAUAUUAACGAUGAUGUAUGUUCACUUUUGUCAAAUCUUAUUAUACAAGUUGAUGAAAAAUCAAAAUCAUCUGACGUGCCAUCUUCCAUGUCAAACAUUCCAUUACCAAUAUCUUCACCUCCUCCACCACCACCACCACCAUUCCUUACCAUUUUUACACCAACCAUAACAUCACCUUUUUCAUCCAUUCCACCACCAUUUCCGCCUUUUUCUAAUUUUGGUGUUCAACCAUCAUCACCUUUUCCAAUUUCGGCUGGUCCACCGCCACCUCCACCAUUUCCAGGCUCGGCUGGUCCACCACCACCUCUUCCAUUCCUUGGUUUCGGUGUUCCACCACCACCACCUUUUCCAAUUUCGGCUGGUCCACCGCCACCUCCACCAUUUCCAGGCUCGGCCGAUCCGUCGCCUCCAUUCUCUGGUUUUGGUGUUCCACCACCACCACCUCCUCCUCCAUUUCCUGGUUUUGGUGUUCCACCACCACCACCACCACCUCCUCCAUUUCCUGGUUUUGGUGUGCCACCACCUCCAUCAACAAUGGGUUCAUAUGGACCUCCGCCACCACCUCCAAUGAUGAUGGGAUUUGGUAUUCCACCACAAUUACCACAAUAUUUACGUAGGAAACAAAAAUAUGCUGUAACUGAACCAGUUAAAAAAGUUCAAUGGAGUAAAAUCAAUCCACAUGCAAUUAAAAAAGAUUCUAUGUGGGUUCAUGUUGAUGAAGAAAAAUAUGUUAAUGAUGAACUUUUUUCUGAUAUACGAAAAAAUUUUGCAAGCAAAGUAGCUCCAAGUAGACAACCUAUCCAUGAACUUGUUGAUAAAUCAAAAGAAUUACGUGUUCUUGAUGCUAAAGCUGCACAAAAUUUCGCUAUUAUGUUCAGUCAAUUGAAGACACCACCAUCAGUUUUUCGUGAAUGGAUGCUUUCAUGUGAUAAUGAAUAUUUAAAAGAUGAUUUUAUAAAACAAUUAGAAAAAUAUUUACCAACACCUGAAGAAUUAAAAACAUUAGCUGAUUAUAAAAAUGAAAUUAAUGAUUUACAAUAUUCCGAACAGUAUUUUUGUGCAAUCGGCGAUAUAAAACGAUUAAAACAACGUUUAAAAACUCUUUUAUUUAAAGCAAAUUAUAAAGAAACAGUUGAAGAAACAGAUAAAGCAUUUGUUGAAGUUCGUACUGCAUGUGAUCAUAUUCGAUAUUCAAUAAAAUUUAAAAAAAUGCUUGAAUUAAUAUUAACAAUAGGAAAUUAUAUGAAUUCAAGUGCAAAAUCAUAUGAACCUAUACAUGGAUUUGAUAUUAGUUUUUUACCUAAAUUACAUUCAACAAAAGCAAAUGAUGGUCGUCGUUCAUUACUUCAUUUUAUUGUUCAAGCUAUAGAAAAUAAACAUCGUGAUUUACUUUCAUUUUCUGAUGAAUUCUAUUCACUUGCUGAUGGUAUAUCCAAAAUUAAUAUACUUGAAUUACAAAAACAACCAAAAGAAAUUAAUAAAGAAUUAAAAAAUGCUCGAGAAGAAUUAGAUAUUGCAAAAAAUAUUGAUGAACAAAUUGAUGGAGAUAAAUUUAUUGAAUCAAUUGAAGAUUUUAUUAUUCGAGCUGAUAAUGAUGUUGUACGAUUAGAACAAUUAGAUGGAGAAAUGACACAAGCUUAUCAAGAUCUUUGUGAUUUUUUAGCUAUUGAUCCAAAAAAUUAUUCACUCAAUGAAUUUUUUAUAGAUCUUAAAUCAUUUUGUUCUUUCUUUUCGACAUGUCUUCAAGAAGUACGAGCAUGGCGUGAACAAGCAGCAAAAGCAGCUAAAUUAUCUCAAAAUCUAAUGUCUACUUCACAAUAUUUUGUUCGAACAUCUUCACGUCGUUUUCCUAAACGAUCUGAUUCAACGGAAGAUUUUAUAUUGGCAGCUGCCGAAAGUUUGACUUCAUCAUCACGUGGUUCUUCUCCAUCUAUAGCAUAUCGUCGACAGAUUCUCGAUACUCCCGAUGAUUCAACAACAGUAACAAAUCGUCGUCCAUUAUCACGUAUUGAAGAUUUAAUUGAUAAACGUAAAACAAAUCGUGGAUUAACACCAACAGUAACUCCAAUUAAGAAACGAUCACAAUCAUAG
Molecule: messenger RNA, 3294 nt
Organism: Rotaria sordida
Lineage: Eukaryota; Metazoa; Rotifera; Eurotatoria; Philodinida; Philodinidae
Source: the annotation of a GenBank genome assembly